Messenger RNA from Peromyscus eremicus (cactus mouse), 9987 nucleotides. RefSeq names its product bromodomain PHD finger transcription factor (gene Bptf). Gene Ontology annotation, biological process: regulation of transcription by RNA polymerase II. The record is from RefSeq and is a predicted model, not a curated record. Lineage: Eukaryota; Metazoa; Chordata; Mammalia; Rodentia; Cricetidae. Gene Ontology annotation, molecular function: RNA polymerase II cis-regulatory region sequence-specific DNA binding. Gene Ontology annotation, cellular component: NURF complex. Bases 1 to 9132 code for a protein of 3043 amino acids. The transcript is spliced from 30 exons.
AUGAGGGGCCGGCGGGGCAGGCCGCCCAAGCAGCCCGCGGCUCCGGCUGCGGAGCGCUGCGCCCCGGCCCCGCCGCCGCCGCCGCCGCCGCCGCCGCCACCACCACCGCCACCGCCACCGCCGCCACCGCCGCCGCCGCCGCCGCCGCCGCCCGCGUCCGGACCCAUCGGGGGGCUGCGCUCGCGGCACCGCGGCAGCAGUCGGGGCAGGUGGGCCGCCGCCCAGGCUGAGGUGGCGCCCAAGACGCGGCUGAGCUCGCCCAGGGGGGGCGGCCGCAGGAAGCCGCCGCCGCCGCCACCGCCGGCCUCCGCCAGCAGCGCCAGCGGCCCGGGCCGGGGGGGCCGAGGAGGCGGGGGCGGCAGGACGGGGGGCGGGGGCGGCCACCUGGCCCGGACCACCCCGGCCCGCCGCGCCGUCAACAAAGUGGUGUACGAUGACCACGAGAGCGAGGACGACGACGAGGAGGAGGACAUGGUCUCCGAGGAGGACGAGGAGGAGGAAGAGGACGGCGACGCCGAGGAGACCCAGGAUUCUGAGGACGAUGAGGAAGAUGACAUGGAGGAGGACGACGAUGACUCCGAUUAUCCGGAGGAGAUGGAAGACGACGACGACGACGCCAGUUACUGCACGGAAAGCAGCUUCAGGAGCCAUAGCACAUACAGCAGCACUCCAGGUAGGCGAAAACCAAGAGUACAUCGGCCUCGCUCUCCAAUAUUAGAAGAAAAAGACAUCCCACCCCUUGAAUUUCCGAAGUCCUCCGAGGAUUUAAUGGUGCCUAAUGAGCAUAUAAUGAACGUCAUUGCCAUUUACGAGGUUGUGCGGAACUUUGGCAGUGUGUUAAGGUUGUCCCCUUUUUGCUUUGAGGACUUCUGCGCAGCUCUGGUCAGCCAAGAGCAGUGCACACUCAUGGCAGAGAUGCACGUGGCGCUUCUCAAAGCGGUUCUGCGCGAAGAGGACACAUCCAACACCACCUUCGGCCCUGCCGAUCUGAAAGACAGUGUCAACUCCACCCUGUAUUUCAUCGACGGGAUGACGUGGCCAGAGGUCCUGCGGGUGUACUGUGAGAGUGAUAAGGAGUACCAUCAUGUUCUUCCUUACCAGGAGGCAGAGGACUAUCCAUAUGGACCAGUGGAGAACAAAAUCAAAGUUCUGCAGUUUCUAGUUGAUCAGUUCCUGACGACCAAUAUUGCUCGGGAGGAGCUGAUGUCUGAAGGGGUGAUCCAGUACGAUGACCAUUGUAGGGUCUGUCACAAACUGGGAGACUUGCUUUGCUGUGAGACGUGCUCAGCUGUGUACCAUUUGGAGUGCGUGAAGCCGCCUCUUGAAGAGGUGCCGGAGGACGAGUGGCAGUGUGAGGUCUGUGUGGCACACAAGGUGCCUGGCGUGACUGAUUGUGUUGCUGAAGUCCAAAAGAAUAAACCGUAUGUUCGACAUGAGCCGAUUGGAUAUGACAGAGGCCGCAGGAAAUACUGGUUCUUAAACCGAAGACUCAUAAUAGAAGAAGACACAGAGAAUGAAAAUGAAAAGAAAGUUUGGUACUACAGUACAAAGGUCCAGCUUGCAGAACUAAUAGACUGUCUAGACAAAGAUUACUGGGAAGCAGAACUGUGCAAGGUUCUAGAAGAGACUCGAGAAGAGAUGCACCAGCACAUGGACAUAACGGAAGAUCUGACCAACAAAGCGCGGGGCAGCAACAAAUCCUUUCUAGCGGCAGCUAACGAAGAAAUUUUGGACUCCUUAAGAAUCAAAAGAGGGGAAGAUAUUGACUGUGACCCGAGCCCGGAAGAAACGGAAAAAGACAAGAAUGAGGUUGACGCUGACAACUCCAAGGAUGCUGAGAAGAGCAAGGAGGAGUCGGAGGAGCAGUCCCUUGAGAAGGACGGGGACGGCAAAGUCCUGGGUGAAGAGCCUGGGCAAGGAAAACCUGAGGAGCCAACAGAAGUUGGGGAUAGAGGUAACUCUGUGCCAGCAAAUCUUGGGGACAACACAACUAAUGCUUCUCCAGAAGAGACUAGUCCCUGUGAAGGGAGGAGCCCCGAGGGCUGUCUCUCAGAAACCCAUGAGAGCAGCAACAUGGCAGAGAAGAAGGUGGCAUCUGAGCUCUCCCCGGAUGUACCAGAAGACUCUAACAAGACAUGUGACAGCAGUAACACUAGUGCUACCACUGCCUCCAUCCAGCCUAAUCUGGAACCCAGUAACAGCAGCAGUGAACUCACUUCCUCCCAGAGUGACUCUGCUAAGGCAGCCGAUGACCCUGACCUUGGAGAGAGAGACUCCCACACACCUGUCUCUGGUCAAGAAGAGAUAGGUGAUUUCAGAUUGGAGAAGUCUAACGGAGAGAUGGCCGAGUCCCCUGGAGCUGGGAGAGGGACGACCGGUUCCACUCGCAUCAUCACCAGAUUGCGGAACCCAGAUAGCAAACUCAGUCAGCUGAAGAGUCAGCAGGUGGCAGCCGCAGCCCAUGAAGCAAAUAAAUUGUUUAAGGAGGGCAAAGAGGUGCUGGUAGUUAACUCCCAAGGAGAAGUUUCACGGUUGAGCACCAAAAAGGAAGUGGUCAUGAAAGGGAGCAUCAACAAUUAUUUUAAGCUGGGACAAGAAGGGAAGUAUCGCGUCUACCACAAUCAGUACUCUACCAACUCCUUUGCCCUGAAUAAGCACCAGCACAGGGAGGACCAUGACAAGAGGAGGCACCUGGCACAUAAAUUCUGUCUCACUCCAGCCGGGGAGUUCAAAUGGAAUGGAUCUGUUCACGGCUCCAAAGUCCUUACCAUAUCUACGCUGAGACUCACCAUCACGCAGCUAGAAAGCAACAUCCCUUCAUCCUUUCUUCAUCCCAAUUGGGCUUCACACAGGGCUAAUUGGAUCAAGGCCGUUCAGAUGUGUAGUAAACCCAGAGAGUUUGCAUUGGCUCUUGCAAUUUUGGAGUGUGCUGUUAAACCGGUUGUGAUGCUGCCAAUAUGGCGGGAGUCUUUAGGGCACACCAGGUUACAUAGGAUGACAUCAAUUGAAAGGGAAGAAAAAGAGAAAGUUAAAAAGAAGGAGAAGAAACAGGAGGAGGAGGAGACCAUGCAGCAGGCCACCUGGGUGAAAUACACGUUUCCAGUGAAGCAUCAGGUUUGGAAGCAAAAAGGAGAGGAAUACAGAGUGACAGGAUAUGGCGGCUGGAGCUGGAUUAGUAAAACACACGUUUAUAGGUUUCUUCCCAAAUUACCAGGCAAUACCAAUGUGAACUACAGGAAGCCCCUGGUAGGAGCCAAAAAUAAUACAGAUGAAAAUAAGGAUGAAUCAGAUAAAAGAAAAAGUCCACGAAGUCCAAAAAAAAUGAAGACCGAAUGUGAUUCUGAGAAAGGUGAGGCAAAAGAUUCAGAAGCUGCAGCCGGAGCAGAUGAAAGUGCAAUGGAACUAUCUAAGGUGUCUGAGAAGAAGGACCAAGAUGUCAAAGAAGUUUUAGAUUCUGAUAAUGACAAAUCGUUCAAGGAAGAACCAAUGGAGAUAGAUGAUACUGUCAGAACAGAGUCCCAUAUAAACUGUCAGGAGAAUACUCAGGUGGAUGUGGUCAAUGUCAGUGAGGGGUUCCAUCUAAGGACUAGUUACAAAAAGAAAACAAAAUCCUCUAAGCUGGACGGGCUCCUGGAAAGGCGGAUUCGACAGUUCACACUGGAAGAGAAGCAGCGCCUUGAAAAGUUGAAACUGGAGAGUGGGUUGAAGGGAGUAGGCAAGCCUCUCACCAGUGCUCUCAAAAGCCCCUCUGAAUCAGCAGUAACUGCAAAGGCCAGCGAAGGGUGUCAGGGUGACUGGCUCAGACAGGAACAAAGCCCCAGUCCGAGCCAAGCUAGCCCUGGGGACUCAGGACAUGGGUGUUCACAAAGUGAUCCUACUCUGAGCACAAACAAACUCUACCCAAAAGAUCAAGUGUCAGAUGAUGUCUCUGUUCAGAGUUCAGGGCCAAACUGUCAGCGACUGAACUCUGUUGAAAGUGCCCUAGAUGCCAGUAUCUCUGAGCCUGCCAGUAAGGGACUGGAACUAAGUCAAACUAAAACCCAAGGAAGUGACUUUAUCAUUGACGAUGCUAAAGCAACCAGUGCAGAGGAUGUUGGCACUUUGACCUCUAAGAGCAAAAAGCCACUCCCACAGGAAGAGAGCAGCACAACCGUGCCUUCUUCCAAGAGUACUGUACCAGCAUCAGUACCUAAAAGUACCAGUGACAGAGAUGCCCGGCCCUUCCCCAAAGCAAUGGACUUUGAUGGGAAACCAGGUUGUGACUCUGAAUGUAAUAGCACUUUGGAAAAUAGUUCUGAUACCAUGUCUAUUCAAGAUAGCAGUGAAGAAGAUAUGAUUGUUCAGAAUAGCAAUGAAUGUGUCUCUGAGCAGUUCAUAACCCCAGACCAAGGCAUGGAGAGUGCGGAGCCGUCAAAAUGUGAGUUAGUUCCUAAAUCCACUGAAAAUUGUGAAGAUAAACUACAGGGUAAGGUAGCUGAAGCAAAUGGUAAAAAACCAGGUCAGCACCAAAAGCUGGAUGAGAGACCAGUUAACAAAUGCACUGACCAAAUGAGUUUAAAACAUGCCACUGACAGAAAGAAUAAUGAAAACCGAGAGUCUGAAAGGAAAGGGCAUAAGGCAAAUAAACUUCAGAUAAAUGGCAAAGACAGUAAAGCCAAGGGUCACCUGAAGGGGCAAUGCCUGAAGGAUGGCUCUGAAGGUAAAGUUGUGAGUGGUCCUGUUGAACCAAAGGUCAAUAAUAUCAGUAAAGUCAUCCCUGGAAACAUCAAGCCACUGGCUGUUAAGGAAUCUGCCGUGAAGCCGUUUGUUAACGGUGACAUCAUCAUGGAAGAUUUCAAUGAACAAAACAGUUCUGAAACCAACUCACAUUCACUGAGUUCUUUAGAUGCCAAAGGUAAUCACCAAGACAGCCUCCAUACCCUCCCAUCCACCAAAGAGUCAGACAGUACCCAGGUAACCAUACGCCCAGCCCCUUGUCCAGAAAGCAACUCAUUUAAUCAGGUGGAAGAUAUGGAAACAGAGAGUCCAGAGGUUAAGAAGGUUACCCCAUCUCCUGUUACUUCUGAAGAGAUGUCUAACCUUAGUAAUGACUUCAUGGAUGAAAAUGGUCUGCCCUCCAGCAAAGACGAGAAUGUCAAUGGAGAAUCCAGAAGGAAAACAAUCAUCACAGAAGUCACCACGAUGACAUCCACAGUUGCUACAGAGUCAAAAACUGUCAUUAAGGUAGCAAAGGGGGACAAGCAAACUGUGGUUUCUUCCACAGAAAAUUGUGCCAGAUCCACUGUCACAACUACCACCACCACUGUGACAAAGCUCUCCACACCUUGCCCAGACACUGGAAUGAACACCAUCUCUGUAAAGGAGCAAAGCAAAACUGUGGUGACCACGACAGUGACGGACUCCCUGACCACUGCAGGGAGCACACUGGUGACCUCUAUGACCGUGAGCAAAGAAUACUCCACAAGAGACAAGGUGAAACUGAUGAAGUUCUCAAGACCCAAGAAGACCCGUUCAGGAACAGCCCUGCCGUCCUAUAGGAAGUUUGUUACCAAGAGCAGCAAAAAGAGCAUUUUCGUGUUGCCUAAUGAUGACUUGAAAAAGCUGGCCAGAAAAGGAGGGAUCCGGGAAGUCCCUUACUUUAAUUAUAAUGCAAAACCUGCCUUGGACAUAUGGCCAUAUCCUUCUCCUAGACCAACCUUUGGUAUCACGUGGAGGUAUAGACUCCAGACGGUCAAAUCCUUAGCAGGAGUGAGCCUGAUGUUACGGUUACUGUGGGCCAGUUUGAGAUGGGAUGACAUGGCAGCCAAGGCUCCUCCAGGAGGAGGGACCACACGGACAGAAACAUCUGAAACUGAAAUCACAACCACAGAAAUAAUUAAGAGGCGUGAUGUGGGUCCUUACGGCAUUCGUUCUGAAUAUUGUAUUAGGAAGAUUAUUUGCCCCAUUGGAGUUCCAGAAGCACCAAAAGAAACACCCACACCUCAGCGGAAAGGCCUUAGAUCAAGUGCACUGCGGCCAAAGAGACCUGAAACACCCAAGCAGACCGGCCCUGUUAUUAUUGAAACCUGGGUGGCAGAAGAGGAGUUGGAACUCUGGGAGAUCAGGGCUUUUGCUGAGAGAGUGGAGAAAGAAAAGGCUCAGGCGGUGGAGCAGCAGGCUAAGAAACGUUUGGAGCAGCAGAAGCCUGCGGUCAUUGCCACGUCUACCACAUCCCCACCAAACAGCACAAGCAGCACGGUCUCUCCAGCUCAGAAGGUGAUGGUGGCUCCCUUGAGUGGUUCUGUCACCCCUGGGACGAAGAUGGUGCUAGCCACCAAAGUUGGGUCUCCUGCCACAGUUACAUUCCAGCAAAAUAAGAACUUCCACCAAACCUUUGCCACAUGGGUGAAGCAAGGCCAGUCCAACUCAGGCGUGGUCCAGGUACAGCAGAAAGUCCUGGGUAUCAUUCCAUCGACAACAGGUCCAAGUCAGCAAACCUUGACUUCAUUCCAGCCCAGGACUGCAACAGUCACAAUUAGGCCCAAUACCUCAGCCUCUGCAGGAACCACUACCACGUCACAGGUACUCACGGGGCCUCAGAUCCGUCCUGGUAUGACCGUGAUUAGAACACCACUCCAGCAGUCCACACUAGGAAAGGCAAUUAUUCGAACCCCUGUGAUGGUGCAGCCAGGUGCUCCCCAACAAGUGGUGACUCAGAUCAUCCGAGGACAACCUGUUUCCACUGCCAUUUCUGCUCCAAGUACGGCUUCUUCAGCACCUGGGCAAAAAGGCUUAAGUCCAGGAGCACCAGCUGGGACUCUGCAGCCUGCAGCCCCACAACCCCCUCGUCCCCAGCAAGGGCAGGUGAAGCUCACCAUGGCUCAGCUCACUCAGUUAACACAGGGCCACGGUGGCAACCAAGGUUUAACAGUAGUAAUUCAAGGACAAGGUCAAACUACUGGCCAGUUGCAGUUGAUACCUCAGGGGAUGACCGUCCUUCCAGGACCAGGGCAACAGCUCAUGCAAGCUGCAAUGCCCAAUGGUACUGUGCAGCGAUUCCUCUUUACCCCGCUGUCAACAACGGCCACAACCGCCAGCAGCAGCACAACCACUGCUUCUGCUGCAGCAGCAGCAGCAGCAGCAGCAGCAGCAACAGGUUCUGGGGAACAAAAACAGAGUAAAUUGUCGCCCCAGCCCCAGGUCCAACCAGCCACAACCAUGGUGCCCACUCAGUCGUCAAGUGUGAGUCCUGCAGAAGGCCAGCCACAGACUCCUCAGCCUGCAGCACAGCCCCAGCCCCAGCCCCAGUCCCCAGCUCAGCCUGAAGUCCAGACCCAGCCAGCUGUCUCGGCCCAUGUCCCUUCUGAAGCACAGGCCUCCCAGGCACAGUCAUCUAAAUCCCAGCAACAGUGUCAGCCUCAGAGCAGUGUCCAAGGACAGUCUCCUGUUCGUGUCCAGAGUCCACCACUGACUCGAAUACGUCCAUCAACUCCAUCCCAAGUGACUCCUGCACAGCAACCCCAGGUUCAGACUACAACCUCACAGCCGGUUCCAAUCCCGCCCCCCACAUCUAUGCAGACACCUUCCCAGGGCCAGCCACAGUCACAGCCCCAGGUACAGUCUUCAACUCCAACAUUAAGUCAAGUUACUGGUUCAUCCCCGUCCUGUCCUCAGCUCCAAACACAGCAGCUGCAGCUCCAGCAAGUCCAGGUUCUCUCUCAGAUCCAGUCACAGGUUGUGGCUCAGACACAGGCUCAGCAAGGUGGUGUGCCCCAGCAAAUCAAACUGCAGUUACCCAUUCAAGUUCAGCAAAGCAGUGCUCUGCAGACUCAGCAUAUUCAGAGUGUGGUCACAGUGCAGGCAGCCAGUGUGCAAGAGCAGUUGCAGAGGGUUCAGCAACUCAGGGAUCAGCAGCCAAAGAAGAAGCAGCAGAUAGCAGUUGAGCGUGAACACACCCUCCAAGCUUCUAACCAAAGUGAAAUCAUUCAGAAACAGGUGGUGAUGAAGCAUAAUGCUGUAAUAGAACAUUUAAAACAGAAAAAGACCAUGACUCCAGCUGAACGAGAAGAAAAUCAAAGAAUGAUUGUGUGUAACCAGGUGAUGAAGUAUAUUCUGGAUAAGAUAGAUAAAGAGGAAAAGCAGGCGGCGAAGAAACGCAAGCGCGAGGAGAGCGUGGAGCAGAAGCGGAGCAAGCAGAACGCCAGCAAGCUCUCGGCUCUGCUCUUCAAACACAAGGAGCAGCUCAAAGCCGAGAUCCUGAAAAAGAGGGCACUCCUGGACAAAGAGCUGCAGAUCCAAGUGCAGGAGGAGCUGAAGAGAGACCUGAAAAUGAAGAAGGAGAAAGAUAUGGCCCAGGUGGUGCAGGUCGGUGCUGCGGCAGUGUCCACACCCUCAGUGCCAGCGCCAGCACCAGCACCAGCACCGGCAGCCCCUGCAGCUCCUGCUCCUCCUCCUUCGCCUCCCUUGGCGCACAGUCUGCCACCUGCAGGCCACCCCGCAGCCCCAGUGCCUGUCGCUUCCCAGAAGAGGAAGCGGGAGGAGGAGAAGGACUCCAAGUCCAAGAAGAAGAAGAUGAUCUCUACCACCUCAAAGGAGGCCAAGAAGGACACCAGGCUGUACUGCAUCUGCAAGACGCCAUACGACGAGUCCAAAUUUUAUAUUGGCUGCGAUCGAUGUCAGAAUUGGUACCACGGGCGCUGUGUUGGCAUCUUGCAGAGUGAGGCAGAGCUCAUUGAUGAGUAUGUCUGUCCACAGUGCCAGUCGACAGAGGAUGCCAUGACAGUGCUCACACCACUGACAGAGAAGGAUUACGAAGGCUUGAAGAGGGUGCUGCGCUCCUUACAGGCCCAUAAGAUGGCUUGGCCUUUCCUUGAACCGGUAGACCCCAAUGAUGCACCAGAUUAUUACGGGGUUAUUAAAGAGCCAAUGGACCUUGCCACCAUGGAAGAAAGGAUACAAAAGCGUUACUAUGAAAAGCUGACAGAGUUCGUGGCAGAUAUGACCAAAAUUUUUGAUAACUGCCGGUACUACAACCCCAGUGACUCCCCCUUUUACCAGUGCGCAGAAGUCCUUGAGUCGUUCUUCGUACAGAAACUAAAAGGAUUCAAGGCUAGCAGGUCUCAUAACAACAAGCUGCAGUCUACCGCUCCUUAGAGCUCAGCGUGUCACUAAGCGAGACACAGCGAGAGUCUGGUGGUCUGAACUAUUUAAAUUAAAGCGCCAGAUGUUUUCAGUCAGGCUAGCCUGACGAGACUUGACCGUAACCUCGUUCCUAUUGGUCACAACAGUCCAAUUGUAUUCUUGGCCAAUUUUGUCCAACGGACAAAGGAAAAGCAAAGUCCACGGCACCAUUGUCUUGUCAAGAGCAAAUGGCUUUACUGUUGUGGCAGAAGCAGGAAACUUUUGUUUAUUGAAAAAAAAGAAAAAGCAAGAAAAAAAAAGACACUAUGGGGUCAAGUGUGACUCCGUGGAAAUGCCACGUCCGCUCUUCAGUGAAGAAGCUGCUUAGAGUCACAGAAACCUUUCUGACUGUAUUUAUUUAUUGUUGCAAAAAAGACGCUUUUUUAUUGCUGCCCUCAUUUGUCAGCUAAUUAUUUUUUCUUAUAAAAUCCAGCCCUGGUUACAUGUAUCCAUCCUAUAUCUUAUCAUGAUUCCUGUAGGUGAAGUACAAGGCGACCUCUAGAUGUCUUUUCUUUCUAUGAAAGGAGCUGCUAUGUACACAUGUGCACACACAACUGGGAAUCAACAAUGAGUUUAUUGUUCAUGGUAGACACAGAUGAGGCGUGCAGAAAGGCUGGGAUAAGUGGUCCUGGACUACAGACUUCGUUGCCUUGAAUACACCAGUACAAAUUGUCAUUUACUCUGCACCAGGCUAAAUGAGCAGAAUCUAUUUGAAGGGAUCUUGUUUGUAAACAUUUUGUCAGAUUCUAAUUUUUUUUUCUUUUUGUAUUAAAAUUCAACUAUGGAUGUAUAUGAACCGAAAUAAAUGGAGAUAAUUUUUCUCCCACA